AUGUCUUCACUCGUUGCCUUCUUCCAAAGUCUUUGGAACGAUCCGACCACGAGCGAUUUUCAACUAUGCUUGAAUGAUCAUUCAUUACGGGUCCAUAAACUGGUAUUGAAACAAUCUCCAAUUUUUGCAAAAUAUUUCCAAGAUCCAACCUCUCAGUCUUACAUGUUUCAAUGUGAUGAAUUGCAGGACAAGGAACGAGCCAUGGCAAGUGUUGAAUUUGCUUUCAAAUUAGUAUAUGGCUAUUCUUUUUCAAAAUUAAUGUAUGACAAUAGUGAACAAGUUGUUGAAAAAGCCAUUGAGUAUUUAGUUGAAUUCCAAUUUUUUGGUGUAUUAAAUGAUGUUGUGAAUGAUCUACAACAAGAUAUGAAUGCAAAAGUAGAAAAUGGAUUGGAAGAGUCUUUGUUUUCGAAACGAUGGAUGACCUUGUGGAGAACAUUAUUUAGAUUGAAAGCUCGCUGUAGCAGUCAUCAACAAGAACUUGAAAAUCUUCUCCAACGCAUCAUGACACAAUGGGCAUUUAUCUUAAAAGCGUUGCAAGAACCUCCUGACGCCAAUGACAUGUUGGAUGCAAUGGUGAUGGAGUUGUCGUUUGGAGAACUCGAAGCUUUCUUGAAGCAAAUUCCAUUUGAAACAUGGAAUACAGUGAGGGUGACUAAUUUACUCUUGUCUUGGAUGAAGUGUGACGUUCCAAAUCGAUCACCAAAGGUUGGUCAACUAUUAAAUUCGAUCAAGCAUCGAGUUCAAUGUUCCUCAACCCAUGCUCCACCGCUAGAACCCAUCAUAGGAUUCAAAUGCCAAAAGAAACCUAACAUUCCACCACCUCCAAAACAACAGCAUAACCCACCAAGGAACUUGAUUGAUUUGAUCAAACCUGUUACAAGAAAUCCACUCUUUUUUGAAUCAGAUUCUGAGAUUGAAGACGACGAUGACUGGGAAUAA
Messenger RNA from Naegleria lovaniensis, 939 nucleotides. RefSeq lists its product as uncharacterized. The record is from RefSeq and is a predicted model, not a curated record. The transcript has a single exon. NCBI's taxonomy places the organism in Eukaryota, Heterolobosea, Eutetramitea, Acrasida, Naegleriidae. Bases 1 to 939 code for a protein of 312 amino acids. Gene Ontology annotation, molecular function: protein binding.